AAGAUGAGACACAUCAGCAACGCGUCACCCGAUAACGAAGAAACAUAGGACAAACUUUGCUCGGCUCGUUCAGUGCCGUUGAUAAGCAUCGAUCGACGCGAACGGGCGGCUCGCUUCUUUUUGUGCUCGUGGAUAAAAUGAACAUGGAACUGGGAUCGAGGGACCUGUCUCGUUUCCAUCCACCCUAUAGAUCGAUGGUAUUGGUCCACGAAAGUUCCAUAAAAUCGCGUGUGCGACGACGGGAAAGACGGGAACGAGGCGGUAAGAGAGGGAGAUAACGUCUGCUGUGCUGUUACCACGAAUAUUUGUUUUUCCCGUGUGCUGCCGUGUACGCGGGCGUUUACUAUCUGCGUCUCUUUGGUGGGUUUCGUUCCUUUCAUCCACAGCCGCAUCGAUUAAAAGGAGCCAGCGGAAAGGGCACCGCGGCCCGAAUUUAUUUUGCGGAUGUGCAGUUUUUUCCCGUACGGUCCGAGAGUUUCGUCAGCGAUACGAUGACGGAUGAGAACCAAUUAAAGUCGACGAUCGACGGUUUUCUGCCGUUCUUGCAGAGCAUUGAGUGGAGGGACCCAUGGCUUGCCUUAUUAUUGACGUUCCAUAUCGUUGUCACAAUGACUGCAUUAAUGACGAGAAACCAUGCCAAUUUUCAAAUUAUGUUAUUCCUUGCUCUGUUACUUUUAGUAUAUUUUUCCGAAAGCAUCAAUGAAGUUGCUGCAUGUAAUUGGAUGCUAUUUUCAAGGCAACAGUAUUUCGACUCUAAAGGACUCUUCAUAUCAGUAGUAUUUUCUGUGCCUAUCUUGAUGAAUUGUAUGAUUAUGAUUGCUAGUUGGCUUUAUCAAUCCAGUCAAUUAAUGACCAGUCUGAAGAGAGCCCAAUUAAGGCAACAAGCAAGGAAUCUACAAAUUGAAGACGAAUCUACAAAUGCAAACGGCGCCGUUGUAAGGGAAAAGCAGGAAUAAAGUUUCUAGUCCGGCGACAAGAAGUGUAAAAACAAAAGAAUGAGAAUGUACAUUACCGAAACACAAGCACUAGCUUACUCUCGCCACAAACAAAGUGGUAUAUCACGGCAUUAUGAAAUUCGGCAAAUGUUAUUUAAGAAAGAUAGCAUUUUCUAAAAAGCUGAUGCCGACAUAGUCAUUACUGUAAUUCAUAUUGAAGUUGACUAUUUAAACUGUCGGUAAGCUGUACUUCCAAUCUCGUACUAUAUGUGUAUGAUGUUAUUGAUUAGAAUGCAAGUAUGAAAUUUUAAGUAUAACUUAUUCCAUAAUUAAUCGAAUACUGAAAUGUGAGAACCAUGGAAAAUUAUGUGUUCUAUAAAUGGAUAUUAUCUUAUAUUAAGGUACAUUCCGACAAUUCUCUGCUUUUAUUUAAACGUUAAAAUAUUCGUUGCAACUCAAAGUGUUCUUAAUAUAUUUACCAGUGUACUUAUUAUUGUAAUAUGCAUUGCUUCUAGGAAAAAAAAUUGAUAUGACACGGCAUAAUUAGAUAAUUAUGGUUCUAGGUACAUAUAUAUGUAUGCAUGUAUGCGUGAAUGAGUAUACAUUUUUUAGGAAAAAAAAAAAUUGCUGUCCCAAUCAAGGAAUAUCGCGCUUAUAUUUGCAAUCAGUGAAAACAUCCUUAUGCUGUAUAUUUGUGUAAAUCAGAGAAGAUUUUUC
Molecule: messenger RNA, 1652 nt
Organism: Colletes gigas
Lineage: Eukaryota; Metazoa; Arthropoda; Insecta; Hymenoptera; Colletidae
Gene: Tmem18
Product: transmembrane protein 18
Exons: 6
Coding region: 492-956 (154 amino acids)
Cellular component (GO): nuclear membrane
Source: RefSeq, a predicted model, not a curated record